Molecule: messenger RNA, 2420 nt
Organism: Cyclopterus lumpus (lumpfish)
Lineage: Eukaryota; Metazoa; Chordata; Actinopteri; Perciformes; Cyclopteridae
Product: cold shock domain-containing protein C2-like
Exons: 4
Coding region: 450-923 (157 amino acids)
Biological process (GO): regulation of mRNA stability
Cellular component (GO): cytoplasm
Molecular function (GO): mRNA 3'-UTR binding
Source: RefSeq, a predicted model, not a curated record
UCCACACACACACGCGCAUCACUCACUCGCACAGAAUCGCAUCACGCCAUCGGAAUCUCCGCCAGCUGCGCAGACUCAGCAGCCCCUCACAUCGUCACAUCAGGGUUUUCCGCCGGACUGCGCUGAUUUAGUCGAUUUAUUUAUUUAAUAACUCGUUAUAUAAUACACACCGACUUAAGAUACUCGCUCGCACGCGCGGAUCGUUCUCAACCUAGCACACCCAAUGCACCUGUCCUCCUGACAGACUUGAAGUGACAUCCCUGACCUGGAUAACGGCUGUGCCUCUUGUCUCACACUGAGGCAAGCCUCUCCAAGCAGAAGGACUCACACAUACACGAGCAGGACAGACGCCUGUGUCAGCAGCCUGCGGCACGAACGGCGCGGCAGCAGAGUCCAACACUGCAUCCACACCAUCCUCCCUCAUCUUCCUUGCCGCUGUCACUUCUGACAUGGCAGACCCCAGCCUCACGUCGCCGUCUAGGACCCCGCUGCGCUCGCCCAACGCCUCUCUCAGCCUCUCCUUCCCCUUCCUGAGGGAGAGGAGCCGUAUAUGGGAGGAGGGGAAAGAGCAGCCGCUGCCUCGAGAAUUGCCAAGUCCGUUGCCAACCAAGCGCAACCGCACCUACUCCGCUACGGUACGUGCUCAAUCAGGUCCCGUGUUUAAGGGCGUGUGUAAGAACUUCUCCAGGUCACAAGGUCACGGCUUCCUCCGACCCUCCCGCGGUGGCGAAGACAUCUUUGUUCACAUCUCAGACAUCGAGGGGGAGUAUGUCCCAGUAGAGGGCGACGAGGUCACGUACAAAGUGAGCCGGGUCCCUCCCAAGAACCUGAAAGUGCAGGCGGUGGAGGUGAAGAUCAUACAUCUCAACCCGGGGACGAAACACGAGACCUGGUCUGGCCAGAUCAUCAGCUCGUCGACCUGAACUCUGGGCCUGGUUGGUCGCGCAGGGCCACGUGGGGGAGGACGGACCCGUCAUAGGACUGAUAACUUACAAUCUGUGCUAAAAUCCUUUCUUUAAAAACACGUUUUAUCUACACAGCAAAGUGCCCAAUGAUAAUUCAUGUGUCGUUCAUGCGUCUACUCGUAGAGCGGAUGCACUGUUCAAAGCUGUCCACUGCACUGAUGAACUUGCUGUGUAUGUAAGACUGACCAUUUAUUCACUGUAUGGAAAAAGACACAUUUGUGUUUAUUUAUUUCUAUUUUUGUCGUGACAGCAGUAAUAAAAGUCAAACCGGAUCAAACCGGAGAAAGGCUUUUAGGCCUCAUUUUUCAGAAAGAUUAGCCCUGUAAAGUAUUACAACAAACUGGUAAAAAAAAGUGGACAUACCUGUGUUGCAGGUCUGCAGACUGAGGCAUGACAGCUGAGUGUACAUGCGAGGAAGGAGAGAAGGCUGAAUUCACUUCUUUGCCGCUGUUGCGCACUUUACUUCAGCUGCGUUUCCAGGAUCACAUGUUGGGUGCAGGUCAGAUUAUCACAGCCUACACAUCUUUGGACAGAUGAGAAGAAACUUUGAAUUCAUAAUCAACACGAAGAACAAUAUCCCCAAAUAUGAAUAGAUGUUUGCACCCUAGACAGGAUGUCCUAUUGGCUCCUUUUGGCACCAGUUUAGAAACAUCACCAUACAGGACAAGGAGACGCUUAUGUGUGGAGUGAGUUCAAAGUUAUGAAUUAAGUUUGUCUUCAACAGAAAAAGCAUGAAGGGAGACCAGGAGUAAGACAGGCAGAUCACAUUAAACCAAGCAUGAAUAUUUCAAAAGUUUGAAGAGGUUACUUUACUGUGAAUGGAAAGUGAUUGCAAGUAUUUUCCUAGAAAACACAUAUCCUUGGUUGUGUGUCUUUUGUGGUUAUUUAUUUUAAUGAUGUAUUUAUUUAAUCAGAUUUGUGUGCGACCUUAGAUUGCGAGCUCUAUAUUUCGGGUAAGUGCAGGCAAAGCUUGCACUUAAGAAAUUUGAAAUUCCAAAAUGAAAACUGCCAGAAAAACUUCGAUCAACAUCACUGUCAGGUUUUUCAAAAUUUGUAGAGUAGUUUGAAAAACAUCUUGGGCCGGAUAUUGCUGAUAAAAAAAAACUAUUUGUAAAUCUCUUUUUCUAUUAUCAGAAAAACAUGUAUCUGUGUGUGUUUAUUAUGUGAUGGUGAACUACAUGACUUCAUUGUUAUCAUAGAUCAUCGACACAUCAACGCUGUUUGUAGUUAUUCAGUUUUUGCUCAGUGUGCCGUGUGUCAUUUUCUAUUAUGUCUGUUCCAUAGAGUCUCUAUGCAUCUUGUCUGUCUGUCAGUGUCACUGCCUGAACUUGUUCAACCUAACUUUGGAUUUAUUUAAGGGCACUUUAUUUUGUGGACGAGCCACGGUGGUGGUGAUCCCCAUGAUUACGUCUACUGAGCCUUGAAAGAACAUUAAAGCAUUUUAUGAUUCACGUG